This is a messenger RNA of Drosophila arizonae, 1112 nucleotides long. Its product is annotated as coiled-coil domain-containing protein 42 like-2. NCBI's taxonomy places the organism in Eukaryota, Metazoa, Arthropoda, Insecta, Diptera, Drosophilidae. The record is from RefSeq and is a predicted model, not a curated record.
UUAAACACUUACACGAGUUACUCUUUCAGUCUUAAUUGUUUCAUGUUGGAUUUUGAACUGUUAAUUAAACCCGCUUGUUAAUUAACAUUUGAAAUGCCGCGCACCAAGCCGACGAAGAAAAUCGAUGUCCUGGGCAACCUGGACCUGCGGCCCGAGGAGGCAGUGGGCGACUACCUGCAGUCGAAGGCCCAGAAGAAGUACUUCAUCAAGCCUCCAAAUGCAGACUCGGCCGGAGACUCCAUCGAGCUGCUCUACAUACACAACACACGGGAGCAUGAUGAAAUGCUCAAGCUGCAGGAGCAGAUGCUGGUCAACUCGAAGCGGCAGUCGGAAAUAAAUGAGGCGCGAGUGAAGCACAUGUACGAGACGCAGGAGAAGCUGAGGCAGCGCUUUAUUGAUGUGAACAGUUUCAUCAAGGACUGCGCGGACAAGAAGCGAAUCGCCGAGAAGGCCAUCAACGACGAGAGGCAGCUGCACGAGGAGCUCAGCGAGGACAUCAAAAACUUCAAGACCUCCAUUAGCGAGCUAACGACCUUUCGCGAGGCACUCAAAGCCACAGUCGAGGAGCUGCAGCCCUACGAGAAGGUGCUCGAGGAGGUUGUGAGUGUGUCCGAUAUCUUUGUCUCGCCAAAGGACUGCAUGGAUCGCUGUGAUGCACUGAUGCUGGCCCAACUGGAGAUAAGCAAACUGGAGAAUAAGAAGCUGCAGGAGAUCGAGGAGAUGCGCCAGCACAUGGUUAAGAUCACCAACGAGGCGGCUCUCACUGUGCUUGGUCUCAAGAACGAUCUCUCCAAGCUGGAACGAUCCUACAGGGAGUCUCGGGCCCAGUGCUCGAAAUGGGAGAAGAUACUGACGCACACCAAGGAUGUCAUCUCCAGCAAUUACUUGGAAAAGCAGCGGAAUAUUGGUGCUAUUAAUGUACUAUACAAUCUCCUCUGUCGAAGACGUGAUAAGGCUUCGGUUAUUCCGCGCGACAGUAUGGAAAAGCAAUUGGACUUUAUCAAGGACGAGCUGCUGAUCUUGAAUGAAUUGCUCAAAGAGUUCGAAAAGAAGGAUGACUCGAAAAUCAUCGAGGCUUACUGCUAGCGGGGCUUUCAAAUGUUACUUAUUCG